AUUGUUUCAAAGAAGAAGAUAUUCCCCGCACUUUUCGCACUUUUUUACGAGGAUUGCCUCCCGAAGCACUUCACUAUUUACGGUUAUGCUCGGAGUAAGAUGACCGAUGCCGAGCUCAGAGACAUGGUUAGCAAGACGCUUACUUGCCGUAUUGACAAGAGGAAGAAUUGCGGUGAAAAAAUGGACCAAUUUCUUCAAACAUGUUUCUAUCAUUCUGGUCAGUAUGAUUCGCAGGAUCAUUUCGCAGAGCUGGACAAGAAGCUGAAGGAACAUGAGGUGGGAAGAGUUCCUAAUCGCCUGUUCUAUCUGUCUGUCCCUCCAAACAUAUUCAUUGACGCUGUUCGCUGUGCUAGCUUGUCAGCCUCAUCUGGUAAUGGCUGGACUAGGGUUAUUGUGGAGAAACCCUUUGGCCGAGAUUCAGAGUCAUCUGCUGCUUUGACCAAGGCCCUCAAGCAGUACCUAGAAGAGGACCAAAUUUUCAGGAUAGACCACUAUCUGGGCAAGGAGCUUGUGGAAAACCUAUCAGUUCUCCGCUUCUCCAACCUUAUUUUUGAGCCCUUGUGGUCAAGGCAGUAUAUAAGAAAUGUACAGUUAAUAUUCUCUGAAGAUUUUGGCACUGAAGGACGUGGAGGGUAUUUUGACAACUACGGGAUAAUAAGAGAUAUAAUGCAGAAUCACUUGCUUCAGAUACUGGCACUCUUUGCAAUGGAAACCCCUGUCAGUUUGGAUGCAGAAGAUAUUAGAAACGAGAAGGUUAAAGUUUUACGUUCUAUGAGGCCACUACAACUUGAAAAUGUGGUCACAGGGCAAUACAAGAGUCAUGUUAGAGGUGGUAUUACUUACCCAGCAUACACUGAUGACAAGACGGUACCCAAAGACAGCUUGACUCCAACAUUUGCUGCAGCUGCUCUCUUCAUAGACAACGCAAGAUGGGAUGGGGUGCCUUUCUUAAUGAAGGCUGGGAAAGCAUUACAUAAUAAGAGGGCUGAGAUAAGGGUACAGUUUCGGCAUGUACCUGGAAAUUUGUAUCGAAAUAUUGGAACGGAGCUUGAUCACGCAACAAAUGAGCUUGUUAUCCGUGUACAGCCUGAUGAAGCUAUUGUCCUGAAGAUCAAUAACAAAGUCCCUGGUUUGGGAAUGAGGUUGGACAGGAGCAAUCUAAAUCUUCACUACGCAGCCAGAUAUUCAAAGGAGAUUCCGGAUGCUUAUGAGAGGCUUCUGCUGGAUGCUAUUGAAGGGGAAAGGAGGCUGUUUAUCCGGAGUGAUGAACUUGAUGCAGCUUGGUCUCUCUUCACACCCUUGUUGAAAGAGAUAGAAGAGAAGAAGGUUAUUCCCGAAUACUAUCCUUACGGAAGCAGAGGUCCUGUCGGGGCACACUAUCUUGCAGCAAGAUACAAAGUCCGGUGGGGUGAUGUUGGCUUGGAGCCGUGAAUUUGAGAAGGCUGGCCUCAUUGCCAUUGCUAUCAUAGUCAAACAGGGUAAACUUAUCGAAAUUUUUGCUUUGUAAUUUGAUCGUCGUAGAUUAGGGGUGUGUUGUUUCCAAUUAACAAGAAAUUAGAACUAGGAUUGAAUUAAAAAAAAAAAAAAAAAAAAAAA
Messenger RNA from Malus domestica (apple), 1596 nucleotides. RefSeq names its product glucose-6-phosphate 1-dehydrogenase 2, chloroplastic. NCBI's taxonomy places the organism in Eukaryota, Viridiplantae, Streptophyta, Magnoliopsida, Rosales, Rosaceae. Gene Ontology annotation, cellular component: chloroplast stroma. Gene Ontology annotation, molecular function: glucose-6-phosphate dehydrogenase activity; NADP binding. The record is from RefSeq and is a predicted model, not a curated record. Gene Ontology annotation, biological process: pentose-phosphate shunt, oxidative branch; glucose metabolic process.